AUGACCACUAAGCUGCGAGCGUUUGCAGUCAAUGCUCCCGGGAAAGUGAUCUUGUUUGGUGAACAUUCGGCCGUUUACGGGAAAUCGGCAAUUGCUGCUGCGUUGAGUUUGAGAUGUUACCUACUAGUCUCACCUUCGAGUGAUGCCAACAUUAUACGAUUGAAGUUUCCAGACAUAGACUUGGACCAUUCAUGGGACCAGCGAGAGAUCCCCUGGAGCAGGAUAAAGGAGCGCCAGAAAUUUGAUUCUCGAGGACGACCCCAGAUACCGUCCGAGUUGGAGCCGGAAAUAGUCGACAGUUUGUCACCGUUGCUCGAGGGUAUUCUGAACAACAAGAUGCACCAUAUUGCGUGUUUUUGCUUCUUGUACUUGUAUGCGAGUCUUUGCUACAAUAUGCCUGAGGGAAACACAUUUGUUGUGAGAUCGACGUUGCCUAUCGGAGCUGGGUUGGGCUCCUCUGCAUCCACGGCCGUGUGCCUCUCCGCGGCGUUGGCGAAGCUCGGCAACUGGAUCGCUGACCCGCAAUUGUCCCAGACUGAUCUCGAGCCUGAAGGUGAUGAUGAGGGUAAUGACCACGAUUUGCACUUUAUCAACGAUUGGUCGCUCAUUGGCGAAAAAUGUUUCCAUGGGAACCCUUCUGGGAUCGAUAAUGCUGUUGCCACCUAUGGUGGAGCAGUUAUGUUUCAAAAAUCGUCUACACCGGGCCAGCCUGCCUCAAGAACCAACAUACGCAACUUGCCACCUAUAAAGCUUUUGCUUACAAAUACAAAAGUGCCCAAGAGCACAGCAGAACUCGUUGCGGGAGUCGGCGUGUUGAACAGGGAAUACCCGGCCAUUGUCACUCCCAUCCUCGAUGCCAUGGACAAGAUUGCGCGCAAAGCACACGACACGAUGGUGACUUCAAAGUUUGGGGACCACGAGGUGGCGAUUUUGCGUAAACUAGUGCACAUGAACCAUGGGUUGCUCGUGUCGUUAGGGGUCUCGCACCCGUCGUUGGAGACUGUGAAAAUUGUUGGCGACAAACACAAGCUUGGAGCAACAAAAUUGACCGGUGCUGGCGGUGGAGGAUGUGCCAUUACUUUGGUGGCCCCCAAUGUCGAGGAAGACCAAAUCAAGGAGGCUGUGCGUGAAUUUGAAGAAGCAGGAUUCGAAAGCUUUGAAACGUCGUUGGGUGUUAAAGGCGUUGGCAUGCUUUUUGCUACAAAUGUAAAAGAGACACAAGCAGAAACAGCACUCUCUUUGGAGCUGUUUUGCCUGUACAAGAGCCGGAACGAGAUUGAAAAUGCCCUCGCGAUUGAAAAUGUCCCUGGGUGGAAAUUUUGGUAA
Molecule: messenger RNA, 1326 nt
Organism: Lodderomyces beijingensis
Lineage: Eukaryota; Fungi; Ascomycota; Pichiomycetes; Serinales; Debaryomycetaceae
Source: the annotation of a GenBank genome assembly